UCUAUCCGCUUCGAGCCAAUUGCGUUUCCGGGGUGCCGCACGCCCUGCCACAUCACAUCAGGAGCGCCUCCUCCUCUCACUUAAAUACACUUUUUCGUGCUCUUCUCGUGGUCUCCGCAUUCAGUGUGACUCAACGCUAUAUCAGUCAAGAUGGCUCAGCAAUUUCCAACCCUCUCUCCGGAGCAGAAGAAGGAGCUCUCGGAAAUUGCUCAGAGGAUAGUGGCCCCGGGAAAGGGAAUCCUGGCGGCAGAUGAGUCAACCGGCACCAUGGGAAAGCGUCUCCAGAAGAUCAACGUGGAGAACAAUGAGGAAAACCGUCGCUGCUUCCGUGACCUCCUCUUUACAUCUCCUGACCCCGUCCCUCAAGCCAUCGGAGGGGUGAUCCUGUUCCACGAGACGCUCUACCAGAAGUCAGACAAAGGAAAGCCCUUCCCCCAAGUCAUCAAAGAAAGGGGCAUUGUUGUUGGCAUCAAGGUGGACAAAGGUACAGCUUUUCUGAAUGGAACAGAUGGAGAGACAACCACACAAGGUCUUGACGGCCUCUCGGAGCGCUGUGCCCAGUACAAGAAAGACGGCUGCGACUUUGCCAAGUGGAGGUGUGUGCUCAAGAUCUCAGACAGCUGCCCCACAGCUCUUGGCAUUGCAGAGAAUGCCAACGUACUGGCCAGAUAUGCCAGCAUCUGCCAACAGAAUGGACUGGUGCCUAUUGUGGAGCCAGAGAUCCUUCCAGAUGGAGACCAUGACCUGCUAAGAUGCCAGUAUGUCACUGAAAAGGUUCUGGCUGCUGUCUACAAGGCUCUGUCUGAUCAUCACGUAUACCUGGAGGGAACACUGCUGAAGCCCAACAUGGUCACAGCUGGACACUCCUGUACCCAGAAGUUCACCCCUCAGGAGGUCGCCAUGGCUACCGUGACAGCUCUUCGGCGCACCGUGCCAGCUGCUGUGCCGGGCAUCUGUUUCCUGUCUGGUGGCCAGAGUGAGGAAGAGGCCUCGCUCAACCUGAACGCCAUCAACCAGGUGGCGCUCAAUCGCCCCUGGAAGCUCACCUUCUCAUAUGGCCGUGCGCUGCAGGCGUCCACUCUUGCAGCCUGGCAGGGCAAAGCUGCCAACAAAGCCGCUGCGCAGGAAGUUUUCUGCAAAAGGGCCAUGAUCAAUGGCCUAGCUGCUAAAGGAGAGUACAAGGCCACAGGGUCGUCCGAGCAGGCUUCCAUGCAGUCUCUGCACACGACCAACUAUGUCUAUUAAAUGCUCUGACCUCAAGUGUCGACACACUUGGACCAAAUAUGGAGGACCUGAAACGCCUCUGAUGGAUGGAUGGAUGUUAUCUCAAAUGGGGAUUGCCUUAUAACGUUGAGCUACUGUUUGCCUUCCGAAAGGAAUAAAUUAAGGGACCAAAAUGA
Syngnathus acus (greater pipefish) is the source of this 1400-nucleotide messenger RNA. RefSeq names its product aldolase b, fructose-bisphosphate (gene aldob). Bases 151 to 1245 code for a protein of 364 amino acids. Lineage: Eukaryota; Metazoa; Chordata; Actinopteri; Syngnathiformes; Syngnathidae. Gene Ontology annotation, molecular function: fructose-bisphosphate aldolase activity; fructose-1-phosphate aldolase activity. The transcript has 9 exons. The record is from RefSeq and is a predicted model, not a curated record. Gene Ontology annotation, biological process: glycolytic process; fructose 1,6-bisphosphate metabolic process. Gene Ontology annotation, cellular component: cytosol.